Messenger RNA from Xenopus tropicalis (tropical clawed frog), 2703 nucleotides. RefSeq names its product protocadherin gamma-B5. Lineage: Eukaryota; Metazoa; Chordata; Amphibia; Anura; Pipidae. The transcript is spliced from 2 exons. Gene Ontology annotation, molecular function: calcium ion binding. The record is from RefSeq and is a predicted model, not a curated record. Gene Ontology annotation, biological process: cell adhesion; homophilic cell-cell adhesion. Bases 1 to 2703 code for a protein of 900 amino acids. Gene Ontology annotation, cellular component: plasma membrane; membrane.
AUGAAAACCCCACGUGAACAGAAAAACAUGGGAAUCAAAUGGCAAGUAACAUUUUCCUUUUUAUCCUUGUGGCUUUUUCAUUUAGUCUCUGGUCAGCUUCAUUAUUCCAUUGAUGAGGAACUGAGAAAAGAUACCAUAAUAGCAAAUAUUUCAAAUGAUCUUGGUUUAGAUAUUAAGGAGCUCUUUCAAAGAAGAUUUAGUAUAGAUUCUCAUAAUUCCAAAAAAUAUGCUUCUGUUGAUUUAGAAAAUGGAAAUCUAUACAUUAAUGACAGAAUAGACAGAGAGACUUUGUGUCGGACAGCACCUACCUGCCUCCUAAGCUUUGAUGCAGUGCUUGAAAAACCCUUAAAUAUUUUUACUGUCAAACUUGAAAUUCAGGACAUAAAUGAUAAUCCUCCAAGGUUCUUUCAUGACACCAUCACCUUAGAAAUAAGUGAAUCUACUUUACCAGGAACUCAUUUAGUUUUACAGACAGCAGAAGAUCCAGAUAUUGGAAUAAAUUCAGUACAAAGAUAUAUCCUCAGUGACAAUCAAUUUCUAUCAUUGAAAGAAAAGAUCAGAACUGAUGGAAGCAAAAUUCCAGAACUUGUGCUAGAGAAAUAUCUAGACCGGGAGACACAAAGUGUGCACAAAUUAUUCUUAACAGCUUUUGAUGGAGGAAACCCUGUAAGAUCUGGAUCAGCUCUUAUUAAAAUUAUCAUUAGUGAUGCAAAUGAUAAUAUACCUGAGUUUUCUAAAGAGGUGUAUAAGGUGAAAAUGAGUGAAAAUACUCCAGUUAACACCACUGUGCUUUCUGUGGAUGCAACUGAUAAAGAUGAAGGUCUAAAUGCACAAAUCACAUAUUCCUUUAGCAAAACAUCAGACAACCAGCUUCACACAGGCACCUUUGAUAUUAAUCCUACUAGUGGCAAAAUUACAACAAAAAGGGAUCUGGAUUUUGAGAGUGUCCAAAGCUAUGAGAUAGCAAUAGAAGCAAUGGAUGGGGGUGGUUUUGUGGCACAGACUAAGGUAUUAAUAGAAAUUAUAGAUGAAAAUGACAAUGCACCAGAGAUAUCCAUAGCCUCAUUAUCUGCUCCUAUUCCUGAGGACUCCAUGCCUGGCACUGUCAUAGCACUAAUUAAAGUUCAUGAUCAAGAUACAGGAAGGAAUGGAGAAGUUGAUUGUCAGAUACUGGGAGCAGCGCCUUUUCAAAUCGUUUCAUCUUCCAGUAGAUACUACAGGAUUAUUACUGCCAGUUUCCUGGACAGAGAGAAGGUACCAUGGUAUAAUAUUACAAUACUUGCUACUGACAAAGGAUCUCCUGAACUUUCUAGCACAAAAUCUAUCAAGCUGGAUUUAUCAGAUGUAAACGAUAAUCCACCAGUGUUUUCAAAACCAACCUACGUUGCUUAUUUGCCUGAAAAUAAUUUACCAGGAUCUUCCAUUUACAGAAUACAAGCUUUUGAUUUUGAUAGUGGAAACAAUGCAAAAGUUGUAUAUUCUAUUUUAAAUACAUAUAUACAGGAUAUACCAGUAUCUGCUUAUUUUUCCAUUAAUGUAGUGAGUGGAGUUCUCUAUGCUCAGCGAUCAUUUGACUAUGAACAACACCAGAUGUUUAGCAUGGAAAUAACAGCUAGAGACAGUGGAUCCCCACCUCUGAAUAGCAAUAUAACUUUAAUUAUCUAUAUAAUAGAUCAGAAUGAUAAUGCACCAGAAAUCCUGUAUCCAUCACCAAAUGGUGGUGGGUCAUCAUUAUUUGAAAUGGUCCCUUUAGCCUCUGAGCAGGGUUCAUUGAUAACUAAAGUCAUUGCUGUGGAUGCAGACUCAGGCCAUAACUCGUGGCUUUCUUAUCAUUUCAUUCCAAUGUCAGACCCAUCACCAUUCAGUAUUAAUCAGUACACAGGGGAAAUCAGAACAUGCCGUGUUUUUCAGGAGAAAGAUCUUUUAAAGCAUAAAGUGGUGAUUAUGGUAAAGGACAAUGGACACCCAUCCCUUUCAGUAAGUGUUACUUUAAGCCUUGUUGUGGCAGACCAUUUUCAACAGGUGGUUCCCAAAAUAAAUAACCAAUCAGCUGAUGAAUCCCAGUCUAAUUUGCAAAUGUAUUUGGUAGUUGCAGUUACUCUGAUUUCAUUAUUACUUAUUUUAACUGUAAUAUUGACUGUAAUAUCAAAAUGUAAGGAGUCAAAACCAUUGCCAACCCUUGGGCCUCUGACUACAAGUUUAUAUCCUCAAGUAGACUCCAGGAUGCUUUCACAGUUUAACUGUGGUACUUUGCCUCUCCCGUACUCCUACAAUGUUUGUCUUUCUUUGGAUUCAUCUGAAAGUGGCUUUCCCAUAAUGAAACCAAAGCAAAAUGUGCCCAUUGACAAUCUAAUUGAUGCCGACAAUUCAGAACUCAGAAGUGAACAUUUUAAAGAAACAUUGUCUCCCAGCAACCCCAUUCAGCCUGGAACUGAUCGAAUCAAAAUCCCAGAACUUGUUCUAGAAAAAGCUCUAGAUCAUGAAACACAAAGUGUACACAAGUUAUUACUUACAGCUUUUAAUUGGGUACGGUCUGGAUCCACUCUAACCAAGAUUAUUAUUAGUGAUGCCACUACCAAUAUGCCUGUAUUUACAAGAGAGGUGUAUCAAGUUAACAUAAGUGAAUAUGCUCCAGUGGAAUCUACAGUGCUUUACAUUACUGUAACUGAUAACUCUGAAAGUUCAAAUGCUGAAAUCACAUAA